This is a messenger RNA of Cryptotermes secundus, 2249 nucleotides long. Its product is annotated as protein APCDD1-like. Bases 257 to 1963 code for a protein of 568 amino acids. Lineage: Eukaryota; Metazoa; Arthropoda; Insecta; Blattodea; Kalotermitidae. The transcript is spliced from 5 exons. The record is from RefSeq and is a predicted model, not a curated record. Gene Ontology annotation, cellular component: plasma membrane. Gene Ontology annotation, molecular function: Wnt-protein binding. Gene Ontology annotation, biological process: negative regulation of Wnt signaling pathway.
CGGUUGUGUGCUUCGCGUACGGGCGCGUGUGACUCGCGUGGAACUAUAAAUCGAAGGAUUGGUAAUGCCUCCACGUGUCAGUGAAGUUGCACUGUCCUCACUAAUUUGUUCUUAUUUUGUGUGAUUUACAUUGAAAGUUCUAAAAAAUUCGGUGACUAUGUCACGUGUUCCAGCGCCGUUAUUUCACACUUGUAAUUUCGAACAUAAAAUGACGCCUGUUAGUGAGUAGAAUAUUAAGUAGCAUUUAAAUUUAUUCAUGUGUAAUAAGAUGAAUCUUACGUCUAACAUAUGGACAUCACGUGUGUCCGUCAACGCAGUUUAUAUGGCCUGCUUAAUUGGCUUUGCUUGUGGGCUGCUGGGCAGAGGGGAGCCCACACUCAUCAAUUCCAUUCCUGGAGACGCCGGCGACGGGCGGUGUGAGCGUCUUGAAGGGGAAGUCGCUAGAGCCGACCGAGACACGAUAGCGGAAGACCCGCCCAGACUCACCGGAAGAUGGGUCUCCGAGGGGUGUGAGGUGCGGCCUGGCCCGGAGUUCGUCAUGAGGAACUACAUGUUCAUGAGGAACCACACGUUCCGUCUGCUACAGUUCCACUACGGAGACGAGUCCUGCACCCUGGCGCUCUACACGCUGACGGCAAGGGGACGAUAUCGGCUGACGGGGCGGUCCUGGGUGACUCCCGGCGCUACAGAAGCUGAGUACACAUUGACGCGGGUCACAGCCACAGCUCACAGUGCUGAAGUAGCUGAAGAACUGGCGGCCCGUGUCAACACCACGUGUCCUGGCCAGGUGCGACGGCGCUGGAAACCCUACAGGGACUACGUGGUUCUCAGUCUCCCGGAGGAACUGGCUCCCAGUAACAACCAACCGCCCACAGGCAGUAGCAGCUAUCAGCGGAGGAACGCAGCGUCCGCCAGCGCCCUGGGUCGACAUCAACUUAGGAUGAUGGUCACUGAAGAUAUGGACUGCCUUUCAGCUCUGCACGCUGUAUUUCAUGAACUUCAGUUAGUGCGAGUUCAGAGGAGGCCGAAGGGGCCCCCAGACAACCGCCACCCGCGUUACGAACUUUUGCUCGGGGAUCUGCACUCCCGCCCUGAACUGAGAAACUCUUAUCGACCCACGGCCUUCCAGACGCCUCUCCUUCGUGCUGAUCAAGCCCACGGUUGUCACAUCUGCUACGAAGUAUCACGGAGCACAGAGAGGUCCCCUCCUCAUCUGCUGGCGAGGCCCCGGCUGCCCGCCUACAUGGGGGGCGAGUGGGUAAGCACGCGGUGCGAAACGCGGCCUCUGGGUCUCUUCCUCACACGCCGGUUCCGCUUCCACGUCGGGGACCGGACAUGGAACGGCGAGUACCGCUUCUACGCGGACCCCGCAUGUGCUGUGCCUACCUUCACCGCCGCGGCGUCUGGACGCUACUCCCGUACCCUCACUACUUCCGGCAAAGUAGAAGGAGGCGUCGAGUUCGACUUCAGGGUGGAACACGCAUCCCUUACGGUUCUUGAUAGAGGGAUGGUCGAGAAUCUUCAAGGUGAUCGCCGAUGUAUUCCCGGUGGAGUUUGGAAGGUUGGAGUUCCCAGGGACUUAACUCCGUCACGGGGAUGUUCCCCAUUAGGGAUAAUUGUCCCCAGCACAGAAUAUGAAUUGGUUCGUGUCGAAAUGGACGCACAAGGGAACUCGUUGUUAUUCAUGGGCCAACCGGACACAGACAACCAGAGGCGAGGCUCUAGAGAGCGUCCUACUGCAUACCAGUUGCCGCUCAUCCACUGUAGAAGUCUCCCACCGUUCUCAGCUAAUCAUCAUCAUUAUCAUCACCCGGAUGAUGAUUUCCAAGACAAUCACCUCUUUCCCAUAUCUCACGCAAGAAUUGGUCUGAAAUCUUCUUCAGUAAGUGUCACAAUCACCUGCUCAAUUUCCCCUGUAUUCGUAACCACUCUUCUCUUAGUGAGGUCUCUCAUUUCUGUGUAACUUCUGCGUCUCUUUAUCCGGGGUACAAACACGUGAUUGGGUGUAUAGCGACAAACAAAAUGCCUGAAGUAAUGUACGUGUCAUGACAGCGAAUGCUCAUUGUAAUGUCUGUCAUAGCUCAUAUAUUCUGUGUUAUGGCACCGUGUAGAUUCGUACGUGGGUACCAACGUUUUGGAGGAAUGUACAGUCUCUAUUUUUACUUGUUCCGUGGAGAUUAUGCGUAGACGGUAUAGCGACUGGCUACGGGAUGGACUACCGAGGGGUCGGAGUUCGAGUUCCGAUAGGG